UAGCAACGCCCUGCAUUUCUUUUAUGCAGUUGUCAUUACUUACGCUCUUAAAAAUUGGGAUUUUCACAAGUGAAAGGACGAAUUCAAGACUUUGGGAACAUUCAUAUUUCGUUUCUCUGAAACUGAGAGCACAGCAGUGGAGAGGAGAGGAGAGGAGAGGAACUGUCUGUCAGAGUUCAAUUCUCUCGACUAAACGUAUGUGAGGAUGACUUCAUCCAUCUCUGCAUUCAUCACCAAAACCCUGUGCGAACACCAGGGUUGUUUGAACGCCAGCACUCUCCAGAAAUUGGUCGCACGGCGUUUCCCUGCUGCCGUGGACCCAGAUUUACUGCGGAGCGUCUUUGUGGACGACAGUAAAACAGCCAUCAGGCCGGGAAAGCAGGCGGCGACGCGGGGUCUGAGUGUCGGCCCGGACAGCCUGGUGGUGGCUAAAACCAGUCUGCGGCUCUGUCAGAAGAAACCCGGAGAGUGUCCUGAGUGUGACGCCUUACACCUGUGCAAGUUCUUCGUCUGCGGCGACUGCACCUUCGGAAACAAGUGUAAAAAUUUCCAUACUCUGGCUUCUGCACACAACGCACAGCUUUUAAAAAGACAUGGUCUUCAAGAUUUAACAGAAAAACAGCUCUUCCGGCUGUUGUUGCAGAAUGAUCCCUUUCUGCUUCCCGAGAUAUGCCUGCAUUACAAUAAAGGCAACGGUGAGCACGGCACCUGCAGGUUCACCAACACUUGCACCAAGCUCCACGCCUGCCAGCACUUUCUCCAGGGUGACUGUAAGUUUGGUGCUGCGUGUAAGAGAACCCAUAACAUCGACGCUCAAGGAGCGAGGAUUUUCCGUGGCUUCAGUCAGGAGAACAUGAACGACCUUCCUGAGAUCUACAGGAAUAAAUGCAUCAUCAUGGGUCCAUCGGCAGCUUUUGUUCCUCCACCACCAUCAAAGGUGAGGGUUCCCACUCCGCAGUCCUCAUCCAGGGACCUUGGAUCCCCAGCCAGUUCUGCAGGUCCAUCUAAACCCAUGACUGAUGCUGACAGGAACGAGAUCUGUCUCUUCUUCAUUCGCGGACACUGCAGCUUCAAAGAUAAAUGUGUCCGUGUCCACCGGAACUUGCCGUACAGUUGGCAGGUUUUGGACACUGAUGGUGUGACCUGGAAGGAUUUGCCUAAUAUGGAGGAUAUUGAGAAGGCCUACUGUGACCCUGCCAAUGGCACACACUGCACGACUCAACAAUCAGUCUCAGGGAUUUUCAGUUUCCUCAGACUUCAAGGCUCCUUACCAGCUGGUUUGGAUUCAGUCGACUUCAUGACGAUGAAGUAUAAAGGGUCUCCAGUCCGUCGUCUGUCCACUGCCUCUGCUGUGUCAAAGCCUCCUAACUUCAUUCUUACAACUCAGUGGCUUUGGUACUGGAAGGAUGAAGGUGGUAAAUGGCAGGAGUUCGGGCAGGGGCAAGUAGACACAGCAGCGUCCGUCACUUCUGAAACUCUGGAGAACAUAUAUCUGGCCAACAGAGAUGCACCGCUGCCUUUUAGUGCUGCCAGCCAGCAGUAUGUCCUCCACUUCAAAGGUGGGCCAGGAACCCCACCGAUGUAUCAAGAGAACCUGAAAUACAAAACCCAGAGAGAGGUCCGACGAAGGCCUUGCUUUGUCUCCGAGCAAGAUGUGAAGAUGAAGCUGGACAGUGCAUCAUCACACAGCUCCAGUUCCUCCCUGGCUGACACUGUUCCGUCCUACUGGGACAAGGCCGCGUUGCCUGAGCUUGGAUACAAGCUUGUCGCUCUCUCCAAAUCUGCAAAGGACUAUGCGAUGAUUGUGAAGUUAUUUAAUAACACUAUGCCUCUGAGAAAGGUUACCAGCAUCCAGAGGAUUCAGAACCCCUCACUGUGGACAGUCUUUCAAUGGCAGAAGGAGCAGAUGACAGGGAGAAAUAAAGGAAAACCUGUCAAUCAGCAGUAUUUGUUCCACGGGACAGACGAGUCCCUGGUCGGUGCCAUCUGUGAGCAGAACUUUGACUGGAGGAUGUGUGGUGUCCACGGUGUGGCCUAUGGCAAAGGGAGCUACUUUGCCAAAGAUUCGUCCUACUCAGACAACUAUGCCGUGGCCAAAAAAAACCUGAACAAGGUCAUGUUUGUGGCUCUGGUCUUGGUGGGAGAGUACUGCAAGGGAACGAGCAGCUUGGUCAGACCCCCUUCAAAAGGAACCAGCGGAAACCUCUACGAUAGUUGUGUGAACUGCGAACGCAACCCCAGCAUCUUUGUUAUCUUUGAAAAACAUCAGAUUUAUCCAGAGUACCUUAUCAACUACUCCUAAAUCCUAAUUGCGGAUGUUUCCUUUACUUAAGUCAGGGGAUAAACACGGUUAUGGGAUGCUUUUUACUUUGGCAAGCGGAAUUAACAGCAGAAUAAACAAUCCCUUCCCCCCAAACCCGUAAAGUUAUGGAGUUAUGCUAAAGGUGGUUAUUGGUUUGAAAGCAGUUAAAUCUAUGAGCUGAUAUCGAUAUUUCCUCUGUAGGAAAAUAUGAAAACAGAAAAAACCCGGUGUGAUUCUUUGUUUAUACACAAUACAAGACAGAAUCUAAGUUUGGUCAAUGUAUACGAACUUACAGUAAUACUUUUCCACGGUUGCUGGUGUCUAUUUUGUUAAGACAAGAAUGCCAGGUUAUACAAUAAACAAGUUUUCAAAUGUUA
This is a messenger RNA of Solea solea (common sole), 2679 nucleotides long. It is a transcript of the gene parp12a, whose product is annotated as poly (ADP-ribose) polymerase family, member 12a. NCBI's taxonomy places the organism in Eukaryota, Metazoa, Chordata, Actinopteri, Pleuronectiformes, Soleidae. The record is from RefSeq and is a predicted model, not a curated record. The transcript has 12 exons. The coding region runs from base 206 to 2302 and encodes 698 amino acids. Gene Ontology annotation, molecular function: metal ion binding; NAD+ poly-ADP-ribosyltransferase activity.